AUGAAGCUUUCGGUUCUUAUCUUUUUCUGCAGUAGCUUCGCUGCGGCAUCCCUCGCCCGAGGCUGCCAGCAAGACACUUGUGUCCAAGCGGCUAUUGGAAACUAUCAAUAUCCCAAUCUUGACGCUUGCAAAUCGUUUUUGCUAGCGACGGCAGUGCCUACUCCGACUACUAUCUACAAUGUCAAGACCGUUCAAGUACACCCCGUCGUGAUCAAGCGCGUAACGAAAACGUCGACCACCCUCGUGACAGCGACCAAGAUUAAAUCGGUGGUCAAGACCGACAUUCGAGAUGUGACAGCGACCGAUAUUGACUUCGAGACAGUUCAAGUAACAAAGGUCUCGAAAGUUACUGCUACGCGUGCAGCCAAUCCUCCAUUCAGGCGAGCAAAUAAUCAGCCCCCAACAAUCAUCAAGCCAACCAAGGUCCCUGCAGCAGCCCAAAAAGCCUGCCCCGAUGCCGCUCAAUUCUCAUCUGCUUGUAGUUGCAUGGGUAUCAAACCCAGCACUAAAACCCUGAAGAGACAAACUGUUGUCUCAAAGCGAACUACAUCCACCAGGCUUCCAGCUCGAACGGUUACCAGAACCGUCACUACUGUGACCAGGUCCAAAACAGCACAAACUGUCUUGGUCACUGAGACCUACUCAACAACGAUUGUCACUCGAGUUGUUGAUACAGUCACCGUCGAGGAUGAGGCUACACAGGCUAUUCAAGCAACAGAAACCGUUGUUGUCGACCCUCCUCUACAUACCGUCCGCUUCUACACACCAGAUAGCCAAGACCCAGCUGUUGGUGGAAGGAUUGCAUUCCUUAGUCUUCAGUCUUCAGGUGACAGUUAUCUUGCCAACUUUAACAACCCUGAUGAAGUCCAAUUCGGCAUCCAUCCUAGCACCGGUGAAGUUAAGGUAAUCUCCGGCCCUGAUACUUCAGUGGGGGACACUCUCUACUAUUCAUCAGACGGCACAUGGUCUUUUGUCCUCAUUACAUCCCCAGCCCCUGAUGCUAGUACAGGAGCCAGACACUACGAGGAAUAA
Fusarium venenatum is the source of this 1032-nucleotide messenger RNA. The record is from RefSeq and is a predicted model, not a curated record. NCBI's taxonomy places the organism in Eukaryota, Fungi, Ascomycota, Sordariomycetes, Hypocreales, Nectriaceae.